This is a messenger RNA of Didymodactylos carnosus, 1521 nucleotides long. The record is from the annotation of a GenBank genome assembly. Lineage: Eukaryota; Metazoa; Rotifera; Eurotatoria; Philodinida; Philodinidae.
AUGCGUCAUCUCAACCAUGAAAGGCUAACAGAUAUUUGUUGUUAUACGUUAAUUAUAGAUUUAAACGUAAUGGAACAAAUUGAUGAAAAAGAUUAUGAAGAAUUUUUGAAAAGUCAUGAAUUUCAAUUAUUAUUUUGUGGAAUACCGAAAUAUCUUUAUUGUCAAUUAUAUUUUAAAAUGAAAAAUGAAAUAUUUGAUUGUGGAAAAUAUUUUCAAAUAUGUCCAGUUGAUGAUGAUGAUUUAUGUGAAGAGAAUUUUAAUCCUGAACGAAAAUAUUAUAUGAGUACCAUUGAACAUGAAAUUAAACCGUCAAAUGUUGAAAUGAUAUUUUUAAUUGAUCAUGCAUGGACAUAUAGAAUUCGUGAUGCUCGAAAACAUUUAUUAACAAUUCCAAAAUUAUAUGAAAGAAUGUUAUCAUUAAUGAAUAUUAAUGAAACAAAUCAUGAUCUAGAAAAUGGUAUUGAAAUGAUUUUACAACGAAUGUGGAAAUAUAAUCAAACUUAUACAUUGGCAACAGAUCAAAUUGAUCCAUUAAAUGAUUGUGAAGAAGUCUAUGAACCAUAUUGGUAUAUUAUGGAUGAAGUUGGUUCAAUGAUUCGACAUUCAGAUACAAAUGUAAAUCUUAAUUGUGUAUCAUUCUAUUUUCAACCAUCACAAACAAUGUAUUCUGUUAUAUGGCCAAUAGAAAUUAUACCACCUUAUACGGAAUGUUUUCGAAAUUAUUUAUAUACAAAUCAAACAGAUGUUAUUCUUAAAAAUGUUAAAUUAUUAACAUGGAAUCGUAUUUCAUAUCGAAAAAAAUAUUUAAGAAAUUUAUUAAAAUUUGAUAAAAGUCUUUUUAAUACUAAACUUGAAUAUAAUAAAGAUUUAUUUCUUAAAUGUCAUAAAAAUGAUGAUUAUAUUGAAACAACUUCAGUAAUAUCAUCAAAUACGGAUAAUCAAUUAUUUAAAGUAUAUACCGAUAAUGAACUUGUAAAACAAUUUUUAAAUGAUAGUCAUUAUCAAUUUGUCGAUAAUAUUGACGAAUGUAAUAUCUUAUUUACAAUGAAACAUAUUGAAAAUUAUCGACAUUAUAUGGAAAAUUAUCCACAAAUGAUGUUUAAUCAAUUUCCAUAUGAAAAUAUUGUGACAAAUAAAGAAUUGUUGUCAUUAGUAGCUAGAAGAUGGAAACAUAUACAAAAAAGAAAAAUUUCAUCUAAUGAAGAUGAAGAUGAUACUAAUAGCAAACUUGAUCCAUUUGUAGACGUUCAUACAUGUCCACCGUGGUUACCAAUAACAUUUAAUCUUAUACAUGAAUUACCACAAUUUGCCGUUUAUUAUCAAUAUCGUGAAGAUAAUCAAUUGGAUAAUCAUUGGAUAAUUAAACCAACAAAUUUAACUCGUAGUAUUGAUAUGUCAAUUACAAAUAUAUUAGAUAUGAUUUUACGUUUACCAGAGAGUGGUCCAAAAAUUGUAUGCAAAUAUAUUCAUAGACCUAUUUUACUUAAAAUAGAUGAAUUAAAUGGUGCUGUUAAAAUUUGA